Messenger RNA from Symbiodinium natans, 1134 nucleotides. The record is from the annotation of a GenBank genome assembly. NCBI's taxonomy places the organism in Eukaryota, Dinophyceae, Suessiales, Symbiodiniaceae.
AUGGCACAGGAUGUGGGCGCCUUCUUUGAGCCCAUGGACUUUUCAGAUCUUCACGAGCUGCUAGGAGCCGCGCAGAGCGGCGAUGCUCCCAAGGACGAUCCCGUCGCGGCUGCCCUCGAGCAGGGCGUACGUGAGACGAAAAGGGUCGCCUCCAACAUCGACAGCCAGCUUCUGCUCCUGGAGGAGGAAAGCGUGGGAGACUACGUCGCCAGCUUUGAUUCCUUCCAGGACCUCCAUCAGGAGAUUCUGGCCACCGACGCUGUGUUGGAGAAGAUGGAGAGGUUACUGGGGACGUUUCAGUCCGACCUCUCCACCAUCUCGGAUGAGAUUCGCAUGCUGCAGACCUCGGCAUCUGCAGCACCCGAUGGGAAGCUUGCAGGUCCGGCAAAGCAGGCGAAGCAGCCGGCGGUUCGAGUGAAGGCCUGGCGUGCACCAGAGCAAGAGAAGGCCGUGGAUGUGCGAAGGCCCGUGGUCGUCAGCUUGGACGACCAGGUUCGCAUCCUCCACGGGGUGCCCCUGUCACCCAUUUUGGUGGGAGGCCACCCAGACUUCGAAGGCUACGGCCAGAACCCUCCGAGCGAAGGAGACAGCUGGGAGCUUGAUGUCACGACUGAGAGAGGAGGAUACGAGAUUUGCUUUACGGGAGGCUGCAAUCCACACCAUGGAAUCUUGAGCGUGUAUAUGGACGGCACCCUCAUUGGCAACGUGGACCAGUACAGCCGCCUCUUCAACAUCUGCCCUCAUGAUCACAUUCUCUACUGGGAUUGCAUGUCGGGGGGCCGACACACGUUGACGGGGACUGUUCACUGCAAACGUCCGGAGUCCCGCAACUACUGGAUCUGCCUGCGCGAGAUUACGCUGCGGCCGGUUCCCAGUCGAUGCACCCUGGCGCUGCUGCUUCAGGCAGUCUGGCUCGGCGACGAGCUGGAAGUUCAGUGCACAGGAAUGGCAGGCAACAGCAUUGCAGUCUUCCUCUGUGAUACGGACGCCACUGUUGGGCAACUACGAAGGAAAGCCAUCGAUACACUCAGCUUUGCGUGGCAUAUUGCUUUGACGUUGCCCCACAGCCAACUGCUGCGUGAGGAAGAUGACCAAAGUCUCUUGAUUUCCGUGUUCGGACUGUCCAAGGACUGA